CUUAAAAUACCAAUAUGUAAAUCAAAUCUCAAUGGAGUUUGUUCUUUGCCUUCCAUUUUCUCGCUGUAGAUUCUGCAGUGCCCAGUCGACGAUUGUUGGUUUUUUGAGGUCGAAGGUUAGCUCUUGUUAAAUUUGAUAUCAGGUUACAGUGUGCGAAUUAUUGCCAUCUCAUUACAAUUUUUCUUCAGUUUUUUGGCUGAAAUUUUGGCUUACAGAGUGUGUUCUGGGUGUUGUCGAACUUGCCUUGGAUUUUUAGAUUGAGUUUUAUGCAAAAAAUUGCCUUAAUUUCUGACGGCAGAAGCGAUCUGGCAAACAAAAUUUGGAAGAUCUAAAUUAGUACGCAAGCAAAGAGGGAAAAUACUUUAGCUGUUACAAUGAAAUUCGGUAAAAAUCUUCAGAGGCUGAUUGAAGAAGCGUUGCCAGAAUGGCGGGACAAAUUUAUUGCAUACAAACGUCUAAAGAAGCUUUUGAAAGUUAUAGCUCCCAAAGCCCAAGACGAAGGGAUCUCUCAAGUGCCACGCAAGCGGCAAAGGAUCGAAACACAGGGAGAGAGUCAUUCUUCCACCAGUCGGAGCAGUGAUGGUUUAGAUCUCACAUUUUUGAAGUACAAAUUGACCGCCGAGGAGGUCGAUUUCAUCCAGCUGCUCUACCCUGAGCUUGAAAAGUUCAAUCAUUUUUUCAUGGAAAAGGAAGAGGAAUACAUCAUUCACCAAAAGGAGUUGCAGGAUAGAAUAGAGAGGGUGAAAGACACAUACGGUUUAUCACCGGCCAAAUUCAGGCAGGAGAUGAUGAGUGUGCGCAAGGACUUUGUAAAUUUCCAUGGGGAAAUGGUGCUUUUGGAAAAUUAUAGCGUUUUGAAUUACACAGGGCUGGUGAAAAUAUUAAAGAAGUACGACAAAAGAAGGGGAGGAAUACUCCGUCUGGCUUUCAUUGAGAAGGUGUUAGAGCAGCCAUUUUUUGCGAUGGAGGUUCUGUUCAAACUUGUGAAGGAAUGCGAGGAAACCCUUGAGCAGUUGUUUGCAAGGGAGGAAGAAGGUAGAAUGUUGGGAGAAGAAGAGGAAGCGACGGUUUAUGUGUAUGAGAGGGGACACGAGGAGGAAAUGCAUAGAAGCACAAUGGCCGCCCUCCGCAGUAUGCGAGAAAUGCGCAAGGGCAGUUCUACUUUUACCGCUCUCUCCCUCCCUCCCCUACAGAAACACAAUAAUUACCCUUCUCCUCCCAUUCCCACUUGAUUUCUUCUCUUCGCCCCUACUAACCAAACUAACUCCCUUUCUUUUGCUUUUGCUACACCUGCUUUUUUGAGUGUUUUCUAUUUUGAAUAUGAAAAUAAAAUGAAAUUUGUAAUA
This is a messenger RNA of Cryptomeria japonica (Japanese cedar), 1346 nucleotides long. Its product is annotated as SPX domain-containing protein 1. The record is from RefSeq and is a predicted model, not a curated record. The transcript has 3 exons. NCBI's taxonomy places the organism in Eukaryota, Viridiplantae, Streptophyta, Pinopsida, Cupressales, Cupressaceae. Gene Ontology annotation, biological process: cellular response to phosphate starvation. The coding region runs from base 375 to 1232 and encodes 285 amino acids.